This is a messenger RNA of Cydia strobilella, 2549 nucleotides long. RefSeq names its product 6-phosphofructo-2-kinase/fructose-2,6-bisphosphatase-like. Gene Ontology annotation, cellular component: cytosol. Gene Ontology annotation, molecular function: 6-phosphofructo-2-kinase activity; fructose-2,6-bisphosphate 2-phosphatase activity; ATP binding. The transcript has 9 exons. NCBI's taxonomy places the organism in Eukaryota, Metazoa, Arthropoda, Insecta, Lepidoptera, Tortricidae. Gene Ontology annotation, biological process: fructose 2,6-bisphosphate metabolic process; fructose metabolic process. Bases 473 to 2194 code for a protein of 573 amino acids. The record is from RefSeq and is a predicted model, not a curated record.
UUUCGUUAUCUCGCUUUCGUUGCCUCGGCCUCGCCACAUCGCUGUACAGUGCGAGACGAAUCCGCGCCUGACGCCUCGCGUAAACAAUAACACGUUGACAAAAAUACUCCAUAUCUAACCACUUCGUGCUAUCCUAUAAUUAUAGUAAUUACAAUGCGUAAAAUACGCUCCGGCGUCAAGUAAGAACAGUAUAAAUCAGUGAAUUGACAGUGAUCUCGCAAUCUGCGGCGUAUAGGACUGCAAAACUGUAUAACUUUUGUGUUAAAUCCCCUGUGAGAUGUUGGGGGAAACUAUUGGUUAAAAAGUUGACUUUGGACGUUCAUUGGGACUUGUCUCGAAUGUGUAUUGAAACGUUUAUUGCUAUACACGGGCGCACUGCUAUGCGCCACGAUUUGGUGCAUUUCAUACGGCAUACAUCUUCCGACCACUACUGCGAAGGAAGGAUUUAGUUUUUGAGGCCAGAUCGCAAUCGAUGGCGCUACUGAGCAUUCGAGGCGAUUGGUCUACGUUUCUGUUCCUCAUAUACUACAAAAUCUAUUCAGCGAUCGUUUGGUUGGCCGGCAAUCACUGCCGUGGAGCUGAUAAGGGUCGCUCGGUGAUAAGCGGCGGAGUUGGCGGACAGUCGCCAGGAGGCCUUCACAGAGUACGCACGCGUCGACGUAGACCGCAGCAGCAGCACCGCGCUAAGCACAUCGUCGCAUUGACUAGGAGACCCUCAUUGAGAAGAAUAGUUAUGGCACCCGGAGCGAGCACCGCCCACACCAUGCUGGAAGACAAGGAGAAAGCCCUCGGAGCCUUGGCCACUGCCACAGUGUCCCUGUGCACACGUCGCAUCAGCCAGUUCGCGCCGCUGCUGAUCGCGCUGGUCGGGCUGCCGGCCCGCGGCAAGAGUCAGCUGGCCCAUCAUCUCUCGCGCCAUCUCAACUGGAAUGGAGAGAGCACUAAAGUAUUCAACUGCAGCGAGUACCGGCGGCGCCACAUGGCGCUCUACGGCACGCACGACAUCUUCCGCGCGGACAACGCGCACGGCUCCGCCAUCCGGCGACAGAGCGCCCACGAGGCCGUGCAGGACGCUGUGCUGUGGCUCAAGGAUGGGAACAGUGUUGCUAUAUUCGACGGCACCAACAUCACCCGCGAGCAGCGCAGGGAACUCAAUGACUAUUGCCUGUCGGAUAUGGGCUUCAGGAUUCUGUUCAUCGAGUGUGUCUGUGAGGACCAGGAGCUCCUCGAGAGGAACAUCAUUGAGAUCCUCCGGUACUCUGAAGACUACAAGUCGAUGAGCGAGGAGCUGGCAGUCGACGAUUUGAGGAAGAAGCUUGAGCACUACAUGAGGCAGUAUGAGCCUAUUGAUGCGAACUUAGAGACGAUCAGCUUCGUUCGCGUCGAGAACAUGGGAGAAACAGUGACUGCUCAUAAAGUUGCUGGCCAGAAAGAAUCUGGAAUCCUUGGUUAUCUUUCGGGCCUUCGUCCUCUUCCGCAAACUUUAUACUUCACCAGACAUGGCGAGAGCGAGUACAACGUGAUCGGUCGCAUCGGCGGAGACGCACUGCUCUCCCCGCGCGGGCAGAGCUACGCCCGCGGGCUGGCCCAGCACAUGAACGCCAUAGCUGACCGGGAGGAGCCUCUGUCGGUUUGGACCUCGGAGCUGAGGCGCACCAAGCAAACGGCGGCGGAGAUUAGGGCUCCCAAGCGGGCUGUGAGAGCGCUCAAUGAGUUGGACGCUGGCAUCUGCGAAGGGCUGACAUACGAGGAGAUGCAGGAGCGCUUCCCGCAGGAGUUUGCCUGGCGCGACCAAGACAAGCUGCGCUAUCGCUACCCGUGGGGCGAGUCCUACAUCGACAUCAUGACGCGACUGAGACCCGUGCUGUCGGCGCUGGAAGACGAGCAUAAUGUCAUCGUGGUGGGCCACCAGGCUGUGCUUCGGUGCAUGCUGGGAUAUUUCCUCGAUGCCAAGCUCGACGAGCUCCCGUACAUGAACGUGCCGCUUCAUACCAUCGUGAAGCUGACUUCACACGGCUACAAAUACAAAGUGGAGACCAUCAAGCUACCCAUCGAGUGCGUGGACACCCAACGCCAACAGCCAAAGAACUGCUCAAUCACACGGACUUCCAUCGACGCGUUGGUGACCGUGCCGUCGCACUACGACACGCUGCCGUCCAACCUGUGGCAGAACCCCUCCGAGGCACAACUGUAGGCGCACGCACGGGCCGGCCGUCGCGGCCGCCGCUACUUAAACCAUACCAGCAUUACCAGGGCCCGAGCCCCGGCAGUAUGCAGUCCACGGUAGUGAAAAACCUUGGAUCAAUAAAGAAACAAUAUCGCGCCUAGGUAUACAGCAAAAAGAGUGCGGUAUAUGCUUAGUAACUUCGGUGCCGAGAGCUCAUUUUUCUCUGCUGAAUGCACUCUAAGCGCGCUUAGUGAAAAACUGUGGUGUCGUUCGUUUCUGAAAGUGUGGACGUUGAGCAAACUCUAGCCUUUUAAGAUCGAUUUUUAAUAGAAGUUAUUCCGUUUAAAAUUACUCUUAAGAAAUUGAAUUUUGCCUCAAAUAA